This is a messenger RNA of Pelobates cultripes (western spadefoot toad), 31145 nucleotides long. NCBI's taxonomy places the organism in Eukaryota, Metazoa, Chordata, Amphibia, Anura, Pelobatidae. The record is from the annotation of a GenBank genome assembly.
GAUGCGUCGCAGGGUGGAGGGUGCAGUGGUGACGUCCAGCGGGCGCCGUCGCGUUCCAGCGUCUUGUGAUGGCGGCCGUGUGUUCGAGCCCAUGAGGCGGGGGAACGGGGUGCCGAGCCGCGCUGCGGUGAAGCAGAGAACGUCCGAGGCCAUGGCGGGGGUGUUUGACAUCGACCUGGACCAGCCCGAGGACGCCAUUUCAGAUGAUGAGCUGGAGGACGGGGUGAGAGCAGCCGGACACUUACUGGAGAGAGAGGCCGCCCUGGGUAGAGCAAGGCCUCCGUGCCCAUAGCCAGCCGGCCGGCCGGUCAGCGCACACUGCCUGCGGUUAUAGAGAGAGAGAGAGAGCUCCGAUAUACCGGGCCGGGCCGGCUGGGAGCUCCCAUACUAAUUAUUAUUAUUAUAAUAGAGGAAUGGAGGGGGCUGUGCUGGGCCGCCAGCUGUGCGGUGUGUGGCUCUAUCCAGCUCCCCGUUAUAGAGAGACACUGUAAUAACACACGGUCUCUGACUAUGUAGGAUUCGCUCUAUACCAGGCUGCAUUUAAAAUCAAACUGCAGAUUAUUUAUUUUUACAAAAAUAGCAGGGCUGUGUGGUAAGUAUGGAAAAUAUUUUCAAUUGGUCUGGUUUUUUUUUUGUUUGUUUUUUUUAAACCUGAAAGGUGACCAAAUAAGAUCACUGAUCACCCAGUUUUUGAGCAGGUGGUAUCUUUCAGUAAGUGUUUUGACGCCGUAUUUGUUGUGAGGAUGUGAAAUAGUUAUGUAUUCUCGUAAGACAUAUGUCAGCCUUUGUUGAUUUAUCUCUGAUAUGAGGGAUUUAAUUGUUUGUGUUGGUUGGUAUGUCUGAUUUACAGGUCAGACAUACGUAUACUUUUUUCAGUAGACCUACCCAUGUAAUGGCUAAAAAAAAAAUAUAUAUAUAUCCAUAUAGUUCUUUUAACGGAACAAUUAACACACUAUAACCACUACACCACACUUUAGUGGGGUAUGCUACCAAGAGCAGACUUAGAGGUUCUGACUGUGUCCUAAAGUUUGGAGACAGGGAGCAGAUUCUGGCAGACCCCUGGCUAAGUCAUCUCAAACAGUUUGGUUCCACAGGGAGUUUGCAAGGGUGUUAUGGAGUGGUUAUGGUGCUUGGCCUGAUGCUUUAGUUGUGAAGAGGAGCUGAACCACCGAUUCCUUGGAGGAACGCUGCCAUGGGGGAUACCAUCCAAACAUUUUUUGCAUGAAUUCUAGCUGUGGUAUUCAAAGAGGCACUUUAAAUUCAUGCCACGUUAGUAAAGUUUGUUACAGUUUUGUAAAGUUUGUCUGUGUUGAAGGCCAUGUCAGUCGUAUGUGGUUUUUAAUACAAAGUUGGCACAAGUAACAGAUGCUAGUUUUUGUAGUUUUAUGAUGCUUUUUUGUGUGAUCACUCUAGUACACAAUACUGCCCUGUAAAGAGUUUGAAAUGUGAUUCACUGUGGCAAACAGAAUCCCCAAAAAUUACACAUUGCCAUAAAGCUAAAUUAUGUGGAGUAAAGUGGCUAUGUCACUGCAAUAAAACAAAUAUCUUUAUGAAAUACUCAUCCAGUUUUCUUGUGGAAUUUAAUAAAAAGAUAAAGUAGUCAAAAGAAGAUAUGACUGUGUGGAAUGGGGGCACAUAAUUACUUUUGAAUUAUUGUGAUAUGAUUUAACAUUUAUCCCAUUGUCUGCACCAAAAUUCUUCUCAGAGUGUUCAAGGUUAUAUUAUGUAUUUAACUUUUCUAAUCCUUAAUGCACUUGCCAUCUAGAUGUUUUCUUAGGGCCAGAAUUUCUUGAUUUCCCAGUUUAGCAUGAGUGAGUUAAAGAGACACUAUAUUCACCUGAACAACUUCAGCUUAAGGAGGUUGUUCAGGUGAGAACUAUAACUCCCUGCAGCCUUUCUCAUGUAAACACUGUAUUUUCUGAGAAAAUACAGUGUUUAUAUUGAAAGCUAUGAACACUUCCAUUUGCAGUCACUCAGAGUGAACCAGAGGGACUUCGGAGUUGAUGGAGGCAUAAUAUGCCCCUCUCCACUGAAAUCUGCUUUCAGCAGAGCACAGGGCAGCACUGUGCACAGCAUCCUGUGAUUCAGUAUUUCCUCCCUCUGCAUGCAGACACUGAACUUUCCUCAUAGAGAUUCAUUGAUUCAAUUAAUCUCUAGGAAGGAGAUGCUGAUUGGCCAGGGCUGUGUUUGAAUCUUGCUGGCUCUGCCCCUGAUCUGCCUUUCUAUCAGUCUCAGCCAAUCCUAUGGGGAAGCACUGUGAUUGGAUCAGGCUACCACAUGUCCGCAGACUACUUGUUUUUCCGAGUCUAAGAGCAUGCAGAUUUACAGCUUCAGGCUUGAAUACAGUAAGAUUUUUACUAUAUUUAUGGAGGCAUGAGGGGCUCAGGGGGGCUAGAUGGUGGUGUUAACACUAUAGGGUCAGGAAUACAUGUUUGUGUUCCUGACCCUAUAGUGAUCCUUUAAUUAGUUGAGAUCUGUUCAUCAAUGGUGGGAUCCUCAAAUCCUGGCCUAUGGUGAUCAUUUUGCACUUUUUUUUACAGAGCUAUUUGCCUUUUCAUAUAACACUAAUUUUCAGAUACCAAUUCUAAUGUGAUCACCAAUGAAGGUGUCUGAAGUAGAACAGGAACGCUAAGGGCUGUCUACUGUAAACACAUAAAGAAAACAAAUUGGCAAGGGAGAUCUGGAUUUUGAAUGUUUCUUCCAUUCUUACCAUUUGUUUUUUUCAAUUUCUUGGGAGACAGCUGUUAAUGGCUUAUAAAAUGGACAUAGCAAACACUUAUAUUGUCAGACAUAUUGGUGCACAAUUAUAUUUGAGCUUCCGGUGACUAACAAAUUGGUAUUGUUUUCCAACAUGUUCCCCUAGUUUCCACCUAGCUGUGACAAAUGUUUGUUUGGUACAAAUAACUUGCUGAGCAUGAAGGCAAGAGAGAAGUGCUGUUUUGUUGGUUUUGUUUUUUUGCUGUUCUUUAUAAUUCAACAGGAGUGGGUCAUAUACAUUAAAGAUAGCAGUAAGUACGUGAGUAUAUUCAUUAGACAGGCAAUCAUUCUAAGAAGUAUGGGGAAUGAGGUUUUAUAACAAAGUAAUAUUAACUCAAGUAAGUAAAAUAAAGGUUAACACGCUUAUCCCUUGUGGGCAUGAGGUUGCAGCAGGAAGUAACAAUAUUCAACUAAGGGUACAAUACAAUUGCAAAUAUAUCCCUGGAGCUUCAUAUGUUAUCUAAUGGUUCACUAUCAGGUAGCCUGGCAUGUUGGGGUGGAUCGCAAAUACUCACAGCAGAAUACAGUAAUGCAACAGCCUGGAGGCAUUUACAGGUAUAACAUAGUUAUUUCCAAGCUGCGGGAAAAAACUGAACUGAGCUAAACGAAAUUAAAUAAAAGACCUCAAAAUAUCUGCUUUAUGGGGCCAACAUGUUGCCUCUCAUGCAGGUACUUGGCGAUGAGCUCUGCAGUCGUGGAAGGAUCCAGCUGCAACAGGCCCGAUCCUUCUGCCAUCGAGGGCUCCCUGGGGCCCAACUGGUGUAAAAUUGACUCUAGCUGUGGAUAUUCCUCUCUCGCUAUGAAGUGCCAAGAUGCGUACAGAAGAGCUUCGGUAUCCCUUAUCUAUAUUGAAGGUUCUGUUGUCGAAAAAGAUUUCUAGAAGUGGCUGUAAGGCCCUGCACUAUGUGAUAGAGCUCCAGGUGAAGUUUGGGAAUGGUUAUAGAGAGGAGCCCUCAAACAGUAUCACCUUGAAAAGCUGCUAGAAGGGCCUUGUCCUGUAGAUGCUGAACAAAAAUAAGACCCCUUUUCGCUGCCGUUGGUUUGCUUCGGCAAGCGAAACAUGCCGUUGAAUUUCACCACUUUUGGCAGUAACAGGGUGUUGAGCAGGCAUUGGACAAAGUUAGAUAAAUCGGAGAGGCCUGCAGAGUCAUGAAUACUGCAGAUCUUUACAUUGCAACGCCUCCUCUGAUCUUCUGUGGCAUCAACUUUGUUGUUGGUGGCUAGUUGUUGUUUCUGGAUUGCAUCAAUUUUGUCUUAGUUGCUCAAUGAGGCCUCCAGAAGUGUGAGCCGAGAAGAGGUGCGUUCAGUGGCAUCCUUAAUAAGUUGUCAGCUUAUUUUUUUUAGUUGGUCUGCCGUGACUGGCUCCCCAGUAGGGGGGAUUGCUUGGUGCUGGGUCCCAUUGGAGGGAGAAGGCAAGAGACUUAUUUGUGAAGCAGAGGUUAUUCUGGGUUGCCAUAAGCAUUUCUAAAAAGUUGGUUUUUGAAGGACUUCAUAAGAUUGAAGAAUAGGUGCGAGUCUGGUGGGUGUAGGCAGGCAAUUCCAAAUGAAAGGAGCCUUAUGCGAGAAGUCCUGCAAGCGGGUAUUGGAUAUCAUGGCUUGUCAGGCCUUUUUAUUUUUCAUUCUCAUAUCCUCUUCAAUAACAAGUGAGGGCUUUUUUUAAUCAGGUGGGUGCCCGUUUUCCACUUUAAUACCUCUAUUUUUGUGUGGCAAGGUACAAAGCACAAGAGAGUGCGUCUUCUCUGUUAAACUGCUAGCUCUGAUGUUAUAUUAUGUUUUAAAGCUGGAUUUUAUUUGUUAAUUAUAAAUUAGGUUAGCACGUUCCCUGUGAAACCCUUGAUGGAAGUCUAUUCAGUUGUUUUUUGUUCUCAAUCUUCUAUUUGAGUGAAUUAAUCCCAGUCUACAUUCUAAAAUAAACACACUACUUCCUGUUGCUCUGCAAACCACGUACACUUUGUUAAAGGUACACUUUAAAUCAAUUAUGGUUAAAGGACCACUAUAGGCACCCAGACCACUUCAGCUUAAUGAAGUGGUCUGGGUGCCAGGUCCAGCUAGGUUUAACCCUGCCUGCUGUAAACAUAGCAGUUUACAAAUGGGUUAAUCCAGCCUGUAGUGGCUGUCUUAUUGACCGCCUCUAGAGGCGCUUCUCACUGUGAUUUUUCACAGUGAGAAGACGCCAGCGUCCAUAGGAAAGCAUUGAGAAUGCUUUCCUAUGAGACUGGCUGAAUGCGCGCGAGGCUCUUGCCACGCAUGCACAUUCAGCCAGGGACGUCAGAAGACAGAGGAGAGUCCCAGCGCCCAGGAGCACCCUCAGGUCACUAUAGUGGUCCUUUAAUUCUAAGGAAUGCAAAGUUGUUGAUGGCAGUUGAACAUGUGCGCAAUCCCUGGUCUUGUGUGUUAGGAUCUUAUAACAAAAAACAAAGGCAUGAAAGAAAAUUAAGUAACGAGGUUAGCACAGUCAAUGUGAUGUCAAAAGAACAACCCCUUUUUUACAUGUAUAAUUUAAAAAAAAAAAAAUUAUAAAUAAUUUUUAUUCUUUAUUUAGGUUGUGCAUGAGUUAACAAGCAGAUGUGCACUUACACAAUAGCUAGUGCAAUCAUAGGAAUAAAUAUUGGUGACCAACAGUGUGGCUGCAGAUACAAUGCACGUUUUUAUAUAGAGGAGUAGUUAGUAAGCUAGAAAUACAGGUCUAGACUGUGCUUAUCAUACAUUUGUACGUAAAGUUUUGCAAUCUAGACUGAUAUUAGGUUAAAGCAAAAAUGCUAAUAGUUAUACAUGCUUGAAUGUGAGCUAUAUAACGUGUGGGUGCAAGUAGUGUUUAGUCGAAUAACCUCUAUUAAUGUCCCCCCUACGAUCCCCUGGAUGAUCAUAAACGAAAUAAGUUCACUAAAGCGUACAUAAAUCUUAUGAGUGUUCAUCUGAAGCAUAGUAAGGUGAGAGAUAUAGGGCACUUUGCCUGGUAUUAAGUCCCAGUCCUGGUUCAGCCGAUGCUGUGUGUAUUCCCGCCGCUCUGUUCGUUGCAGCUUGCUCCAUCUCCAGGGUAUGGGGAAGUGUGGAGCCCUGUGCCGUGAGGCGGUGUGCUUGUCUGAGGAUAUGUACUCCAAGGUAUGUUCAGAGCUGGGUUUGCCUGUCGGGGGCUGCUAUACCUCUUCAUUAGCCCUCCUGAUGCGGUCGCUCUCUUGGGUCUCGCACCCCUCCUGGGGUUCACAUGGCGUUGCCGGGAGGCGGUCUUUGCUAUGCCCGCCAUGGAUGGUCGGGUUUGGUCACUGCCUUACCCCCCUGGGUCACACGGGUCUGUUUCCGUGGCGGGUCCUCGGGCAGUGCCCUUGGUACUGGGGGCUGCAUGCGGGCCUCUAGCUUCUCCCAGAAGGAGGCGAAUAUUUUGUACAGCCUGUGUUCUGUGUCUGUCCAUGUUUGGCUGAGCCCGGUGUCGUGGCAGGCAUCUGCCAUUUUAGAGGUCUUUCUGGUGUUAGGGUUAGGGCCGUGUGUCGAUGUAUUGAGUCCCCUGCUUUGCUUGGCGUGAGGGUGGACCGGGAUAACCCCCGCCGUUACGGUCCAGUCUUAGGGUCUCCGUUUGUUGUGGCUGCGGGAGAGCGGCAGUCUCCCCCACGCCCACCAUGCUUGUAGGCCGCAGAGUAGUUGAGUGGCCACAGCUUGGAUUGUCGCUUGGAUGGUAUCAUCCUAUUCGUCUGUGUCAGCAAGAGCUGGGUGGCCUCUCUGUAGUGAGAAAUCGUCUUUUUGUUAGUGAAAUUCAGCUUUUUUUCUGGCAGUCAGCAGGAGCUGCAGAGGUUUGCUUCCUCUCAGCUCUGAGAAAUCAUAUUAUGAGCAAACAGAGAAGUCGUCUGAUUAUCCCCGAAAGAGGAGACCUUAGUUUGUUCCUUACAAAUAUCGAACCAGAUAUCAAAUAUUUAGUCUCGCAGCAUCAGCCUCAAGGAUCUCAUUAAUCACUAGUAAAGGUAAUUUCAAUUAACUUUUCCUCAUUAAACUUUUUAGAAAGUUAAAAACACUAUAAACAUGCAUAAAGUAGAAAUAAAAAGAAAUGUACGUACAUUUUUUUUUUUAAAACACCCUUCUUUCUAAAAAAUAUUCUGCACUUGCGCGAAAACUGGUGGGCGGUAAGGAAAUUUUUCCAUCAAGAAAGAUGCAUUAGGACUUUGUCCUUUUAAUAUGUUAAUAUUGAAGCUCUCAUUGCAAUAAGUUGAUUUGCAGAAGUGUAAGGAAAUGUCCAGUUAAGAGCAUGAUUUGUCAGGUUUGUAAGAUUAUUGCAGACGUAGUUAAAUGAUCAAGCUCUCUGUUUAUUAUAGGAGUAUCAGGGUGGCUGAAACUUGCAGCAAUUAUGAAUCAUUCUAUUUGUAAUGCGUGUGGCAACCCUCACAUGACCUAUGAAUUAAAGGAACACUCACAGAUUAAUGGAGUAAUUGUACUCCAUGGGUGCAGUUUCCUCUGUUUUUUGUUAAAUUAUUUUUAAGCUGUUUAACCAAAAUAAUUUGGCAGCACCCAUCAUUAUCAUGUUGUAUUUAUCCUAAAACCAUCCCCACCCCUGUCUUAAUCCUGUGUCAGGGUUGUUUUAUUCAACUUGCCCCAUAACAGUAGUUUAAGUCAGGGCUUGACAAAUUUGCUUUAAAUCUUGGAGCCAACAAAAAAAAGUUAGAAUCGUGUUUUUUUGUUUGUUUUUAUAAACGAGCAUUGUUAGUUUAGAAAAUUCAUUGGAAUCAGCUGAGAUCAUAAAGAUUGAACAACUUUCACAUGUGUCCGGGGGCGGUCACCUAAAUAGUUGGAUACUAUAUUGCAAGAAAUACAUGUUUGUAUUCCUGACACUAGUGUUCAUUUAAAUUCACACAUAAAGAAGACUAGAACCAUACAUCAUGGACAAUUAACGUUUGCUGAUAAUGAAUAUACUUUGAUGUGAUAUUCCAGAUGUGUGCAAUGCAUCAGUUUUUUUCACUUUGCUUUUUAUGGCCAUAAAUAUGCAUUUAUUUUUAGAAUUAAAGGAACACUAUAGGGUCAGGUAUACAAACACAUAUGCCUGACCCUGUAGUGUUAAAACCAUCGCCUUGCCCCCCUAAAUAUAGUAAAUCUUUUAUUGCAGUCUGCUGCUGGUUCUGCCUCUGAUCUGCCUCCUUGGCUAACAUCAGAAAUGUUGAACAAAAGCCAAUCACAAUGUUUUCGAAUAGGAUUGGCUGAGACUGCCAAGGAGGCAGAUUGGGGGCAGAGCCAGCACAAGACAAACACAGCCCUAGCCAAUCAGCAUCUCCUCAUAGAGCUACAUUGAAAUUAAGUUUGUCAGCUGGCCAGCUCUUGAGGUCCCCAAUGACAGGCAGAAGGCCCAGUCACACUUGUGACUUUAGCAACGCCUGUACUUCUGCACUUUGGUGCAGUGUUACAUUACAUGUAAGUAAAAAUGUCUCCCUAUUGUACUAGUAACUCAUUGACAUUGUCUAAUUCCUUGUCGUUCAUCCUCUUUGUUGUACUUGUUUCUCUACCAGCUGCAAAAGUUCUCAGUGUGAGUCAUACAAAGUAGACCCUUCCAUACCUUUUAGCGUAUUAAGUUCAGAGACUUCAUCAGGUCUAGAGUCAUUAUUGCUGAGGCUCUCUUCUACUUUCUUCAGAUGUACCUGUAUCAGCCAUAUUUCAUUAGUACAUUUUCACCAUAGUGUUCUACAGAUGUUUCAAAUAAAUUGAGUUCCAGCAAUUAAAGGGUUUUGAGCAAAUUAUUGGAAUUACUAAAGGCAUAGUGUGAAUAUUUGCUAUAUAUUUAAAUACAUAGUUUUACAGCUUAUGCUAUACUUGAAGCUGGCACGCACUAAUGUUGAUGAAUCUGGUAGAUAUAAUUGAAUGGAAGCUGGUGUCUUUACUGGAGUUUAAGAAAGUUAGGUAAAAGUUCUUGCUCCUUUUCUUUAAAUCUUCAUCUUUUACUGGGGAUGCACCGAAAUUUCGGCAGCCAAAAUUUUCGGCUGAAAAUUACACCUCCCUCCUUGCCCUGCCCACCCCCUUCACCUGCGUGCAGUACUGCGAUAGCACCCUAUUGCUAUCUCUCUAUAUAAACACGUUGUUACUAUAGAUAUUAUAAUACCCACCUCACUGGAUGUGCCAGCCCUGUUUCUACUCCCUCUCCCUUGCUCCAGUGUCCUCAGUGAAGCCACUUCGGGUCUGUCUCUGGAGCACAAUGCCGGCACUCACUGCAAAUGCAAGCUCCUUUACUAUUACAGAACACGGAUAUGAUGUCACCAGAAGUGGGUGUUACCGGGCAGCUAUUUUGCAUGAGAGCAGGAAUAAUGUUAAACCCUAUAGAGAGUAUGGGCAGAGUGUGAGAUCUGUUUGCAGUGUUAUUGGUUAAAGAAAGCUGCAGAGUCAAUGUAUAACAUGAAGACAUGCUUUGUAACACAUGGACUGAGUGGUAAGUGAACCUGGAUAGGUUCAUUAUCGAAGGAAACUGAAUUCUACAUUAUAAACUGACUGGCUGCAAUACAGAGAAUUUUGUAACAUUGUAUUCUGUUGCAUAGAACUAAAUGAAGAAUGUAUAUUGAUAUUAAAUUAAUAUCAACAAUAUAUUCUUUAGUCCUAUAUAACAAACAGAUUUAACCGAUUUUUAUUUGUUUUUUUUAAGUUAUUUUCUGUCUAAUUUUGAUGCGUUACUUUCAAUAAAAGUGUGGUUAUUUUAUUUGCCUGUAGUUUUUCAUAUUAGAUUCACUUAAGUCUAAUAUUAAUAAAAUCAUAGAAAACAAUUUUAAAAUAUUUUUUUGGGGGAAAAGUCUGUUUCGGUUUUUGGCCAAGGGCAUCCUGAAUUUUCGGUUUUGGCCCAGAAUUUUCAUUUCAGUGCAUCCCGACUUCAUAAUUUCUCGACAGAUUUUCAGUCUGUUAGUAAGAACCAUGUAAAGGUGUAGUUAAAGGGAUAUUAUAGUCACCAGAACAAAUACAGCUUAUAGAUUUUUUUUUUUUUCCUUUUCCUGGUGAAUAGAAUCAUUACCUUCAGGCUUUUUUCUGUAAGCACUGUCUUUUCAGAGAAAAUGCAGUGUUUACAUCACAGCCUAGUGAUAACUUCACUGGCCACUCCUCAGAUAGCGGUUAUAGAUCCUUCCUGGGUCAUGGCUGCCUAAAAUGCAUCCAAACAUUUAGUGUCUCCUCCCUUUGCAUGCAGACACUGAGCUUUCCUCAUAGAGAUUCAUUGAUUCAAUUCAUCUCUCUGAGGAAAUGCUGAUUGGCCAGGGCUGUGUUUGAAUCAUGCUGGCUCUGCCCCUGAUCUGCCACUUUGUCAGUCUCAGCCAAUCCUAUGGGGAAGCACUGUGAUUGGAUCAGGCUACCAUAUGUCAGCAGACUGCUUGUUUUUCUGAGUCUAACAGCAUGCAGAGUUAUAGCUUCAGGCUUGAAUACAGUAAGCUUUUACUAUAUUUAUGGAGGCAUGCGGGCUCAAGGGGGCUAGAUGGUGGUUUUAACACUAGAGGGUCAGGAAUACAUGUGUUCCUGACCCUAUAGUGAUCAUUUAAAGCCUACAUUAAAGGAAUACUCUAGGCACUAAUGCAUUUGUUAGCUUUUGACCUCAUUAAUAUGCUGUGUUUUGCACGCUCACAUCUUUAGAUUUGGCACACACAAAUGGUUUUUGCAGAAUGCUACACUAUAAGCCUGCCUCCUUAGCCAUACCUCUCAUGCUUGAAACUAUUCUUCAGUACAAGCCCAUAGUUCAGCCCCUAACCGCACUGAAUGAGCUGAUUUUCACUUAGACAGAGAAGCUACAAAACAGGUAGUGAUAUCCUUACUAUAUAUCUCUUGACUGGUGUCCUCUACUUCGGAUGUAGUUUGCUUUAAAGUUCAGGUCAUGCAAUGCGGUCUCUGUCCCUUUUAAGAACCACUAAAGUCACCCACAUCACAUCUCAAUGAAGUGAUCUGUGUGCUGUGGUCCUGUCUUUUUAACACUUUUGUGUUCUACAUUGCCCCUUUAUUUCCACAGUAAUGUUUACAUUGGUUAAAAUACACCUCCAGUAGCUAUCUUCCUGACAGUCACAGCGUGCUUUCUCGUCCAGAACAGAGUCAAACUUUGUGUUGCAAUCAAAUUCUAAGUAUGGCAUUUGCCCGUCUACAGGUGGUCCGCACUUUAGUACCCACCUGUUUUACAGCGACUCGCACUUACAACCAGCUCUCUAGCGUGGGAAUUCAAGGGAUUCCCCACAUUAGAGAGCUAGUCUAUGUUCGGGGAAUUUGUCUACGUUCGGGUAAAUUUCCUCGAACAUAGAAAAACACACCAGUGCAGGGAAUCCAUCCCUAAGGACUGUUUUAUGUCGGACAUACCUAGUAUGUCUGCAGUCCUUAAGGGGCUAAACUCUUCUCAAGGUAUCUCCACUGCAAUACAGUGGGGACUGAAUUGCGUCCUAGUCCAGGAAUUUAAAACUACUGUAUGGAUAUGCAACUAGGGACAGGGAUAUAUGCUUUGUGUUUUGCUAAAUGUAUCUUUAAAAUAUUUUUUUAUUGUAUUUUCAGAGUGCAAUAAGUGAAUUCAUGGAUCAUGGAGGCAUUUCAUAUGAACUGUAAGUAAAAUCUGUGUUUAUGCAAUUCACAUUACAGAUAAUGCAUAAACUAUCUAUAAAGUAUAUGAAUUUGCAGCAAGCUCUGUCAAGACUAGUUUCCUUUUGUGACAUCUGUUGAUCCACUUAUAAACCUCUACAUGGGUUAUUUAGUAAAGUUCCCUUAAAUUUGAAUUAACUUUAAAUUCUUAAAGUUAAAGUGGGAGUGGGGGAAGAGUUAAGGGACCUCAUUGCACCAUACGCUGUGCAAGAAGCUAUUUUGAUUGGUUUUUUUGGAGUAUCACUUUGUAGGGAUCGACCGAUAUUUUUUUUUAGAGCCGAUAAUCUGUGAUCUUUCAGGCCGAUAGCCAAUAACUUGCCGAUAUUCUGUACAUUUACCAUUUUGGAAAGAACAGAAAAUAAUCCCUCCCUUAAGCAGGGACUAUGGAGUGUGUCCUGAAAAUAUCCAGACAGGGGAUAACCCUAAAUAUUGACUUGCAAAAAAUGUCCUGGAUACACGGAUAGGAUAUUUCAGAGUAUUCUAUUACUGAUGAUAACCAUAAUUUUAUUAGUCAUCGUAAACAAAGACAAACCAAAAAAUAAAUAAUAAAAACCACUAUCCCAAAAAUAAAUACAUGAAGAGGAAAUAAUGAAGCUCAGUAGGCUAGGAAGGGGAGGCCAAAUAAAAUGGCAAUACUAGAAGUUAAAUGCUCCUAUAUGGCAUAUAUGCCACCUAUAGACUGAAUAUGAAAAGCUAUAGAAGCUAUAUUGGAGACUAGUUAGAUCUCCAAAUGCCCCUAGUGUGAAGCCAGUCGGUGUAAAGUCCUAAAACUGAUAAUAAAAAUAUGCAUCGAACAGACAUACAGCUGAACACUCUAGUCCCACUGACUCAGACAUAGCAAAUCUCCUGGCAUAAAAUAGUGAGCAGCUAAUGUCAAGUGAUAGUACACACUAAACUUAUGCACAUAUUGUGCGAAGAGCUAUCCAUUGCUAAUCCUGUGUAUAGGAAGGCUAAUAGAUACUGAAUAAGUAGGAGACAAAAUCCCUAUCUAAACAUAAAUCUGGCUUAAAUCCGGCUUCUAUUCCCCAUAAAUUAAAUUAACACCCUAAACAGGGUGUAUAUUUGUUCUCUUGGUGAGAUUUUUGGGAAGUCUCACAGAUUCUCUGCUGCCCAUUCCUUUUUUUGCACUGUGUAGUGAGCGCUUAUAUUCUGUUGUAUCCACAAAAUAUACAUGCCAAAUGUAGUGGAUGAAGUGUGUUUAGACAGGGGAGCUGUGUGUGUUUGUAUAAUGAAUGCAGUGAGUGUUUGUGUAGUGUGUGUGCACAGUGAAUGCAGUAAGUGUUUGUGAUUGUGUGUGUGUGUGUGUGUGUAUGUAGUGAUUUGUGUAAAAUGGGGGGUUUUUUAUUUUAAUUAUUUUUUAUAUAUAUAUAUUUUUAAAUGGGGUUUGUUGUGUUUUUUAUUUAUUUAUUUUAGUCCCCUCUCCCUGCUUCUUACCAGGGUUAUAGUAUUCUCUGGUGGUCCAGUGGCUUGUUAAGUACUGGGGGGCCCGCAGGAAGCUGUUUCUUACCUUUCUUGCAGCUCCCCAGUGUAAAUCUUGCGGCCCUUAGUGCCGCGCGGAGCGCUGCCGUGCACAGAAUUACGUAUUCAUAAGUAUAUAUUUUGCUUUAGUAGCUUUUGUUAUCUGUGUCCUUUAUAGUGGUAUGGAGCAUUGUGAAAAGUUUGAGAUCUCAGAGACAAGUGUAAAUAAAGGUCCAGAAAAGAUCAGACCAGAGUGCUUUGAACUUCUCCGUGUCCUUGGUAAAGGUGGCUAUGGCAAGGUAAGAGUUUGUAGUUGCUAAUUUGUUUUUAGGUUAAGGAUUAAUUCUUGGUGUAAAUAUUUGCAUUACAAGUGUGAAUGAUUAUUUUUUUGUUAGACAUAUGAUUUUUCGUCAAAAACGCACUAUAAUCACCUGAACAACAUAUUGUGUAUGCAAGGGUACAGGAAUGUCUCCUCUAUUGCACACAGUUGCUUGUAACUGCAAUGAUUUCAGCUGUGAUGCUGCACCUUCUCCUUUGAAUGUAUUUUCAUGACAGAAAGGUCAGAUCCUGGAGACUGGAAUGAGAUUUCUGGUGGAUAUUCUUACCCAAUUUGUGAACUAGCAAAUGUAGGGUUUUGGGUUUUUUUUUCUUGUGAAGAAUUGAUUCAAGAACAAAGACUAAAUGGUUAAUAUCUGUUUUAUGGUCUUCAGGUUUUUCAAGUACGCAAAGUGAUUGGAGCCCAUACAGGAAAUAUAUUUGCAAUGAAAGUGCUUAAAAAGGUAAGCUGUUAGAAUUGUCUUGAAACUGUUUUUGGUAACGCAUCAUCAAUUUGGGAUUACAUAGAAGAACAUCAGUUGUGAAAUUAGGAACAGCUUUAUGUAGUGGUUCUAUGGCAAAAAGACUGCUUCUACAUUUGUCAUUUGUAAAAAUUGUCUUUUCUGAGAAAAGGCGGUGUUUGCAUUGCUGCAUUAUGCCACCUCUAGUGGUUGUCAGUCGGACAGCCUCUAGAGCGUUUAUGGUCUUGCAGUCUUUGCAUAGUACUUGUUUGACAGAGACACCAAAUGCUCCCCAUAGAGAUGUAUUGAGUCGUGAUUGUUGCACAUGCACACUGGGCACCCAAUGCUUCCCUAUGGGGAAGCAUUGGAAUGGCUAAGAUCAUCAGUAUUGAUUAUCUCCUCAGCCUUUUUUUUAAUGAUUUUAAAAUGAAAUGAACACUUCAAGCACCUUAGCAUGUCCCCUCCCCUCAAUGUUAUUGUAAGCGUGCAAUCGGUUAAUACUCUCUGGCAGUGAUCUGGCUGUGCACGGCAGAGUUUAGAUCAGGGUAGCUAACAGAAGCUUGUAGAAUCUUUUUGCUCUCCAUGGGGGAAGUUAGUGCCAUCUGCCAGACCUCAGGUAGAAAGCUAUAUUUUUGGCAAAUGUUUUGACUACUUUCAUUGUGGAGAGCCAGAAAAAAAGGAUACCAUAAUCACUACAUCACACUAUUUUGGUGCUUGGAAUGUUCUUUUUUUUUUUUUUAUUAUUAUUCUUUAUUUUUGUAGUGCAUAAGCUUUGAACAGAUGCAUGUGAGGUACCCCAAAGGCAAUCCUCCAGCAGUUAAAGGACCACUCUAGGCACCCAGACCACUUAAGCUUAAUGAAGUGGUCUGGGUGCCAGGUCCAGCUAGGAUUAACCCAUAUUUUUUUUUUUUUUAAAUAAACAUAGCAGUUUCAGAGAAACUGCUAUGUUUGUAAAUGGGUUAAUCCUUCCUCCAAUUCCUCUAGUGGCUGUCUCAUUGACAGCCGCUAGAGGCGCUUGCGUGAUUCUCACUGUGAAAAUCAGUGAGAGCACGCAAGCGUCCAUAGGAAAGCAUUAUGAAUGCUUUCCUAUCCGACCGGCUGAAUGCGUGCGCAGCUCUUGCCCCGCGUGCGCAUUCAGCCGAAUGGGGAGGAACGGAGGAGGAGAGCUCCCCGCCCAGCGCUGGAAGAAGGUAAGUUUUUACCCCUUUCCUCUCCCCAGAGCCAGACAGGAGGGGGUCCCUGAGGGUGGGGCCACCCUCAGGGCACUAUAGUGCCAGGAAAACGAGUUUUCCUGGCACUAUAAUGGUUCUUUAACAAACAGUUGAACACAGAGGUACAUGGUAGAUCUAGCACAUUUUUAUAUAUGAAUAGGGUGGGUGCUAAACAUAGGUUUUCGUCGCUUAGGGAGCUUAAAUUCUCAUAACACAACGCAACAGCGCUUUACUAUCUAGUUGUGAUAUUAUUAUGCUGUGCCAAGAGCUAGUGUGUUCCUGCAAGCUAGGUUUAGAGUUAUGGGUGAGUUUACGUUUUCAGGUUGAAAUGUUCCUUUAAAAGGUAGUGUGAGCUUGUUUCACUAGCACAGUGAUGGACUGCAAAUUACUACUUCCCAUAUGUAGAGGGAUUUUUUUAUUUUAUUUUAUUUUUUUAAAUCUGCCAAUGAACAGCUUCAUAAAUAUCCUUGGUGUUUGUUAUUUUUUUUCGGUUUUUUUUUAGGCCAUGAUUGUUCGGAAUGCAAAAGACACAGCUCACACAAAAGCGGAGCGAAAUAUCUUGGAGGAAGUGAAGCACCCUUUCAUCGUAGAUUUAAUUUACGCCUUUCAGACUGGUGGAAAACUCUACCUCAUUUUAGAGUAUCUCAGUGGUCCGUUUGUAUGGUGUCUUGCUAGAUAGAUGGUUUAAUUAAUAUUUUCAAGUGUGUAUCAUGACUGCAUACAUUUUUCACUUGGUAACUUCAAAUUGUUUAAACUUGUGAGAAAGCAAUAAAUUCUGUAUUUCAGAUUUUAUCAUCCAGUAUAUAAUUAUUUUUUUUACAUAUAUAUUUUUGUUGGAGCAAUAAACUGCUAACACACUUGGUAGCAAGUUAACAUGAAAGACAUAUGUUAUGUGCAUAGCAAUAAAGAAGGCAUGCAUUGUGUGAAUUUUAGAUGAGGAAUUGUCACUAAAGUUAAGUGGAAAUUAAAAAAAUAAAUAAAUAGGAAAAGAGGUGAUUGGAAGAAUGGCAGUUUGGCAAGAGGAUAGCAGGUUAAGAAAUAUCAGUAUGUGGAAAGAGUGGAACUACAGAGGGGUUGUGUAUAAAAGAUAAUUCUGGGGUAAGGUUUUAAAAGUAAAGUAAUUGCCAUGUGGAACUUAUAGAAGAACAAAAUGUGCAGUGUUAAACUUCACUCUUUCCAUUACACACCUCAAUGUACAAAUAAUUUAGGAAGUAUUUAAACCCCUUAAUAUUUUCUUAAUAUUGCAGGCUCAUGCUACAGUUGUUUACUUUUUUCUUCCCCCACAACAAUCUCAAGAUUGUAAGCUUGUUGAAGCAGGAUCGUUAUCAACCCAUUGUUCCGGUCAACAUUUGUAAUAGUUUUUGUUAAAUUUCCCCAUAAUAAAGUACAGCACUGUGGAACAAGUUGCCGCUAUAAAAUUAUCAAUAAGUACCCCAUAUUGAUAAGUAAAGAAAACAUAUUUUUGAAACUUUACAAACAUGUUAAACAGGAAGAAAAAAAAACUAAUCUCACACUGACCUAAAUAAUCAAACCCUUAAUACUUAGGUGAAGCACCUUUUGGCAGCAAUUACUGCUUCAAGACUUGGGGUAUGAUUCAACAAGCUUUGCACCCCUAGAUUUGGUUAGUUUUUGCCAAUCAGGUCUUCUCCGUCUUGGACAGGUUGGAUGGAGAUUGUCCAGUUUCUCCUGACCUAUUCGAUUGGUUUGAAGUCCAGGCUCAUACUAGAACACUCAAGGACAUUCAUAGUUGUCCAUAAGCCGCUUCUGCAUUGUCUUUGCUGUGUUCUUAGGGUCAUGGCCCAGACUUCUCUGGAUCAGGUUUUUCAUUAAGGAUAUCUUUGUAAUAUGUUGCAUUCAGCUUUCCUUCAACCUUGACCAGUUUCCCAGUCACUUCUCUUGCCAUGACUCUUCUCCCCCAAUUGCUCAUUUUAGCUGCAUGGCAACUCUAGGAAGAGUCCCAAUUGUUCCAGACUUCUCCAUUUUUAGCAUUUUGGACCUUCAGGGCAGCGGAUAUAUUUGUAGCCUUCCCCAGAUCUGUGCCUCAACACAUUUCUGUCUUUGAGCUCUGCAGGCAGUUCCUUUGACCUCAGGCUUGGUUGCUAUCCUGAGAUAUAUUUAUAGCUCUGAGACUUUGUAUAGCCAGGUGUGUGCCUUUCUAAAUCAUACCCAUCAAACUUGCCACAGGUGAACUCAUGUAAUUUAGCAUUAACCUUUGAAAAUCAUUUAAAACUGGAUGGAAGGGCAGGAAUUCCUGGCACAAACCAUCUCAAUGAAGGUGAAACCAUCACCGUGCCUAUAGUGUUUAUUUUAAUUAUUUGGUAGAAAAUUGGAUCAAACCUCACAAAAUAACUAAACAUAACAGAUUAUUCUGUCUCAAGGUUAAUCUUUCAAACCUUGUAGACAUGGCUAAUCUCCGAAUAUUCUGUGUGCAUAAACAUAGUGUAAAGAUGAAUACAAAUUUAAAUAUGAAAAUUUGUUUCCAAAUGACUGCAAACUCAUCAUCAGUUAUGUUCGAUUAAAGUGCGCCAAAUUCCUUGGUGGCAAUUUCAAAAGCAUAUACCUAGAAAUUUAGGGAUUGACCGAUUAUCGGUUUUACCGAUAUUUGGUAUUUUCGGCAAUAUCGAUAUCUGCCAGUAUAGAUACCGAUAAUACCGCCUAGGACCGUGGGGCUCGUUACAAGCCCAGCGGUCCUGAGGGGGCCGGCAGCAAGCUGUUACCUCCCAGCAGCUCCUCCAGCUCCCCAGUGUAAAUCUCAUGAGACCCGCAGCCGUCAGAGCGUUGCCAUGGGUUACCAUGGCAACGCGGCGCGCAGGUUGCAAGAUUUACGCUGGAGGAGCUGCUGGAAAGGUAAGAGCUUGCUAUAUUCACUAUACACACUGCAUUAACUAUACACACUACACAAGUACACACAGCUCCACUGUCUAAACACACUGCAUGUGGCUUGUAUAUUUUGUGCAUUUACCUUUAGAAAUAGUUUAUUUUUUCAAAAUGGUAAAUGCACAGAAUAUCGGCUAUCUGCAUGAAGGUUAACAGAUUAUCGGUAUCUGCUCUAAAAAAAAUCAAUAUCGGUCGAUCCCUAGAAAUUAUCUUGAUAUUUGUCGUGAUUCCCUUUUAUUCCAGAAGUUGUCCUUAAGGGGGUUAAAUCUCUCAAGACACUGUUUAGCAGUUGUGCAUGAAAUGAUGCAUUGCUGUGUCUGGUAUAUAAACCCACCUAUUCUGUCACUUAACCUUGUUUUCCAUACAUCUUUUUAUUUUGCUGGUAUAUCCCCUAAAAGCUUCCAUACAUAGAAGGCUGAUACAACUAACUCCUGCUCAAAAUGAAAUUUAGGUUGUACAGCUUUAAAUUACUUACCCGGUGUCAUGUUCAUAGUAUUUUCUUACCACUUGUUCUGUAGGAAGUAUGUUGGACUAAAUGCAAGUUUAUAGGAAAGUUAGAUGAGAAAUUGCCUACACUGCAAUCCCUACAGUAUGGCCUAUGACAUGACUUUCCACUAGCCUACUUACUAAAGACAAGCAAAUAACAUUUUCUUAUAUACAUAACUUUAGAUAGGUUGGCAACUCCUUUAUAGCUGAAAAACCAAAGUCAUAUUUUUGUGAGGAUUGAGCAUGUAAUCUUCAUAUGUACUGGAAUGGACCAUCCGACUAGUUUUUUGUUGGCAUUCAUGCAGCACUGAUAUAUUCUGUGGUGCUUUUAUAUAUUUUUUUUGUGAGAACCAAACUUGAUUCUGUGUGCUUUUAUCGUAAAAGUAGGAGAAGCAGUUUUGUCAGGGUAUAAAAUCUUUUUUUGUAUGUAUUGAACACAGGAGGAGAACUCUUCAUGCAGUUGGAAAGAGAGGGGAUUUUUAUGGAGGAUACGGCUUGGUAAGUGAAAUCCUAGUUACUUUGAGUCCCCUUAUUUUAGGGGCACCUGAUUUACAUACAUUAGAAGGAUGAGUCUAGAGGAGCUACCAAAAUAACAAAUAGACACUUUAUGUUAAUCUCAUCCGAUUAUUUUUAAUGUAAUUCCUUAUUACCCCUAAUGCUCUUUAAAUCGCUGAAGUGCCUUGCGUGAAGUGUCCUUUUUUUUUUUUUUUUCUUCAGUUUACAAAGUUCAUAUUUCACUCCAAAUUGUCACUUUUAUACAAAUAAUCUUGUCACACCACCCAGGCUGUCAAUCAAACAAGGUCCUGUUUUUUUGUUUUUUUCAGUUUUUACUUGGCAGAAAUCUCAAUGGCAUUGGGGCAUUUGCAUCAAAAAGGAAUAAUUUAUCGUGACUUGAAACCAGAGAACAUCAUGCUCAAUCACCAAGGUAGAAAUAAUUUUGUGCUGCAAAUUGUGUAAAUUAACUUUUGCUUGAUUUACCGGUUUCGAUUCAUCUGUUGUCCUAUUCUAAUAUAUUCAGUAUCAAAUCCACAAUGUACAUUACACAAUCGUCUGUUGGCGUUUGUAAUAAAAAAAUUUAAAAAUCCACUUUAUUUUUUAGAUUUGCCGUUGUGUUAAUAUACUUUCUGUAUUUCAGUUGAAGGUUAUGCAAUGUUUCUUCCUCCAUUUGCAGGACACGUGAAGCUGACUGAUUUUGGCCUUUGCAAAGAAUCUAUUCAUGAUGGCACAGUAACACACACCUUCUGUGGAACAAUAGAAUACAUGUAAGCAAUUUUAGCAGUGUGUUUUCUGCAAAACCUGUAUUAUUUUACCUUGGACUAACCUGUAUCAUUGCAAAUUUUACAUUGCUGAACCUGGCACACAUGAUCUUACCUUAAUUGAGAUUUGUUUAUAUUUUGCCGGUGCAUGCACUGUAUUAAUACAUACAUGAUAUUGUAACACGCCACUUACUUGCAUUAUGUAACAGCAGUUACUCAAAUAGUAUUUUAGUUUAUAUUAACCGUGUUAGUACAUCAGAAUGAGGAUGUGUGUAGUUCUUCCUGCCAGGGCAUGUUAAGUCCUUGCAUUUCAGUGUUCCAAGAUAAACAAUGAAAAAUUUUGAUUUUGUGGCAUACCAUGUGGCUAUUGAUUUAUUGUUUUUUCUUUUAGGGCCCCUGAAAUUUUAAUGCGGAGUGGUCAUAACCGUGCUGUAGACUGGUGGAGUCUUGGGGCGUUAAUGUAUGACAUGCUGACCGGAGCAGUAGGUGCACUGUUUUUUACAUGCAUGCCUUUAUCUCAACCAUCUCACUUGCAAAUGUUACAUUGUCAACAUUUAUUUGCAUCACAGAACUAUGUCAUCCCUAGAUAUAUAGAUAUAUAGAUAUAUAGAGAGAUAGAGAGAGAUAUAUAUAUUUAUUUUUUUCUCCCAUGUUUGGCAUUUUUAGCUGCGAAUGACACAGUAAUAAAAAAUUAGUUUGGGUUAAUAUAUGCUGUAAUAACAGUGGAGUUAUUUUUAGUGGGUUUAACAGUUAAUGGCUUGGGUAAGAACAUCACCGGCAUUUCAAAUAUAUUCUUUGUUUGCAGCAGUUUUAGAUUUGGUGACUACUCUUAAACUUCUAGUCACAGUAUACAAACAGUGGUUCCCUCCUUUUACGAAGCAUGUAACUCCUUUAAAAUGGUUUGGGAAUCCUAUAUGAGAGACAUAUGAGAUGAUCCCCAAAUAUGGGAGAAUUGAGUUUUCUCAAUUAUUUUAUUUUUCUUUUGCUGAUCAUUUCUACAGUACUUGCGCAGCUUAAGUCUGAAAUUAAACUUCAGUUUUCCCCAUUUAUUUAAUAUUUUAUUCAUACUUGUCCUUUAUACUAAUACGUAUGUCCAAUAGACACACUGUAUGUCCCUUAAAACAUUAAUGUAUAUAUGGCUGCAUUUCAAAAUAUCAGGGAACAAAUUAUAAAUAUCUUAAGAAUAAUAAAAAAAACUUGUCACAAUUACACAGAAAUCUCAUUUAUAACAGGGUUAAUAGAUUUGCGUUUCUUUCAGCCGCCAUUUACUGGUGAAAACCGAAAAAAGACCAUUGAUAAAAUUCUUAAAUGUAAACUAAACCUGCCUCCCUACCUCACACAAGAAGCCAGGGAUCUCCUCAAAAAGGUAUGAGAUCUUGUGAUUUAUCUUAUUUGAUGAUAUCAGUCAUUCCAAGUUCACUAAUUUGUGUUAUGUGCACAAGAAAAGUGUUUGAUGGGGGGGUAUAAGGUCAUAGAGCAGGGCCCUCAACCUCUCUGUUCCUGUGCGUCAGUUUGUCUAGUUACAAUUACGUUUGUUACUCCACCCAUUGUACAACGCUACGGAACUUGCUGGCACUAUAUAAACAAUACGAUAAUAGAGGUGGGCUGGAUAAAUAAUUGUAUAUUGGUGUAAGUUAAUUACAGGAUACACAACAUCGAACAUUUAAGACAUGGCUGAUAAAAUAUAAAGUUCUCUCCUUUUAAUAUUUCCUGGGAAUAGAAAUGACAAAUUUUAAGACUUUUUGUGUAUCUGUAUUCAUUUUGUUUUAAAUAUUUUUUAUUGUGUGCAUAAUAUAAAGUCAUACAUCAAAUUGAUUUGUAAUAAAGCAAGUGAUUGCCCACGCAGGGGCUUAGGCAUUGGUUUAACACUGCAUAUACAUUUGGUUGUCUGCGUAGAUGCGGAUUUGUCCUAGCUUGUGUUUUUCGUGUACAGUGGAUUGCUUUGUGUUGUACUGUGUUACCUUUUUAGUUCGGUUAUAGCAUUAAUUAAUUGUUUUAAGUCAACUGGCAUGUUCCAGAGCUACGAGUUUGCUAGUUGGUAAAUGCAAAUUCUCGCCUGUGCAGAGGCAAGUGAAUCAGCUGGCUAAUUGGAGUCCGACAUUAAGCAGUAUAAAAACUUUUUCAACUAUCUGAUUAGCGCUCUAGACGUACGCCACCGCUGUGUUUAAAACUUGGCUUUUAACUAUUAAACAUUAGUAUGCACGUAGCUGUGAGCCUUAUUCGAUAAUGCUUAACUUGUUUGGAAUCAACUGAUGAGGGAAUGUAGGAGCGGACAGAUGCUGAUGCUAAGCUCAGUGCUUGUUCAGCAUAAAGGGCUUCGUUAAGCUUAAAUAACCGCCAAUAAGUAUGGUGCGGUGAACAUAUGUGGUGGAAAUGGUAUAUUAGUCAGGCACCGUGAGGCAAUGAUGCUUCCUAUCUGUAACGGCCCCGCAGUGUCUAGCUAAUUACAAAAUACGCAUGUCAGGAUUCAAGUGUAUUGAUAGUAGAAAUGUCAUCAACAUUACAUCAUAUCUGUAACAGUUUAGCAGUGUCUAGCUAAUUGCAAAAUAAGCAUGUCAUGCAUCAAGUGUAUUGAGAACAUCAGGGAACAAGCGCCUCUGGUGGCAAUGCAAUGCAAGAACCCAUAAACUUAUUCAUAUUAAAACAUCCUAAUUAUCUAAUAACAUGAGCCAGAAUCCCUAAGUAUUCAGCUUGUACAGCAGAGUACUAUUAUAGAACUUCUGAAACUUUCAGACAAGCAUGGCAGUCAGCUUAUAGGGUCAGUCUCGUAUGCUUCUGCUGUGUAGCUGAGUCCCUUGUCGUAAGCUGCGUAUUCAUCUUAGUCCCCCGACAGCGGGCGGGCUGCAGGUACAACACACUCCGAGCAGAGGGAGCCGACUGCAGACACAUCCGCAGCCAGUCCCCGGGGCGCCGGCCUUUCGCCGCGCCCCCCCAGGUCAUGCUGGGCUUCCGACCAGGAGAUCUUCAGCGCAGCGGGCACCCGGGGACCCACUAGCCCACAAGACCCCCCCACCUAGAGUCCGUGCGCCAGUCAUCCCCUGCACCCCCACCGCGCCUCUGGAGCCCCAGCCGGAUGAGGCGAAGGCCGUCUUGUGUCUCACCCUUCUCCGGCCUCCUAGGGCAGGCGCCGACUUCCCCUCAGCCACCGGUCCGCCGGGGGCCGCCGCGCUCCACUCCACAAGGGCACACAGUGUCGGGGACAGCCACCUCCUGGCCCUCCACAAAACCCAGAGGUGACGGCGAUCCGCUCUCAGCAAGGCAUAAUCCCAGGGUCGCAGCAUCCAGCCAGCGGGUCCCAAGGAUGUCGCGGCCGCGUCCCGCCUGGCCUCCUCCGCCCACGUGCAUCACCCCUAGUGCCCAUCUCCGCCUGUGGGUGUCACAUCCAUGGGGCAGCUUCUCAAGGUAAUGCCAGCAGUCUGACCUGAAAUAAGCAGUUGGGUAAUAAACGUCCCUUGAUUUCAGGUGUUAUCUGGCGGGCCACGGUUAGGCAGCCUGUGCCUGUACAGGAGGGCCGUGCGUUCCCCCGGUGGUGGCGUCCAGCCCGGGUUGUGUGGCCUCCAUGUGGCCAGGAUUACCCCCACCGGCCGGGGAAGGGAGCGGGGCCGCAGCUCUCGCCGCGUAGAUUCCUGUAGAGGUCCCCUCGACCUGUGUGUCUGUUCCUCCGGUCUAGCUCUUAAGUGGCAGUUCCCAGCCUGCGGUUGCCCAUGUUUAGGCUCAAGCUGGUGUGUAGGCCGGGUUCGUCCGUUUCGGUGUUCCUGAUGCGGUUGUGGCUGCGGUUUGGUAUGGUAAGGUAGCUUGGGUGGUGCCCCGUAUCGCUACUGUAAGUUUUUCUGCUUUGGGGCAGAUUGUGUGUGAGUUGUGUGGCAUUUUUCAGGAUUCUGUCCCGGAGCCAUGUUACUUUGCUGCCAUGCUGCUUGGCGGCCCGGCCCCGCCCCCCUCUGUAUUCAUUUUGACCAUGUCUUGUAUGCAGGAUCUUGCACACAACUUGGGUUCAACUCUCUCCUCCCAGAAAAGAUCAUGCAUGCGUAUGGGAACUGUGCUAUUUGUAAACUGAUAGCAGCCGCAGUAUGGCUACUACUGGAUUACAGAGCAGUUCAACCCUUCCCACUUCUUAUACUAUGCGGUGUUUAAGGAGGUUAAGUGAAUUCAUCAUGUGGGAGCGUUUUGCUUCUAGCUGCAGCAGACUUCGUAAACAAUGCAUUCAGUGACUUUUUAAACUCUAUCAUUUUAUAUUUUUCAAUGCACUUGAUCCCAUAGAUUCCCUUUUAAUUGAUUGUUUUUGAAACAAAUUGCAGUUUUCAACAUGUGACUUUAUCUUUUAUUAAAGCUGCUAAAAAGAAACGCUGCCUCGCGUCUUGGAGCAGGAGUUGGUGAUGCUGGAGAUGUUCAGGUAAUGUUGCACCCCUUUUUAUUCCUCUCCUUAACCCCUUAAAGAGGUAAUUGUCAAAGUUUGUGUUUGUUCCACAAUAAUGUAGGGUUUCUCUUUAAAAAAAAAUAACUUAGAUUAAAUUAAAAAAAAAAAUCUUCAGUAUAUAGGAAGUACUCUCAGGAUUUCUCCAGCAGAUUAGUUAAAACCUAGCUUUUUUUUGCUCCAAUAAGUCAGUAUUUCAGUGUUAACAGCAACAUUUCUACUGAGAUAGAUAUGGAUAGUCUUAAAGGACAGGGCUUUCUUUUAAUCUUUUUUUCCCUUCACACUUUUGCUUAUAAUUGUUAUACAUCCAGUGCAAUUAAAAUAUCAGUUCUAAUAUGUCUAUGAGCUAAAGUCUUGGCAGUUAAUGCUAACCCUAUACCAACUCUCUCCUCCCCGUACGCUAUACCAACUAUUCCUUUUAUCCUAUGCUUUCACUAACCAUAUACCUACCCUAAACAUAACCCUAUACUAACCCUAAAAUAGCAUUAACCAUACAAUACAACUGACCCUAAGGAAACAUAAUGCUAUUAUCAGUAGGGAUAUCAACAGAGCAGUAUGUUGCCAUCUACUUGCCCUAGAUGUCAAUUGGUGACUCCAGAAGCUGCAGAACAUUCAAUGCCAUCCUUACUGCUUUAAAAUACACUUUGUGAAGGAUAGCAUGGAACAUCCUAAUGUUGGGAAGAGGUUAAUUGCCUGGCCUUGGUUAAAAUCCUGUGUUUUACUGAACACGUUCUACAGUCACAUUUUUGAUAACUUUUGGGGGUCUGGAUGCAGUUUUCAUAGUGAUGUGGACAGACUUCUAAAGCAGAUUUUAUCAUGAAUGUGGCAAACCUUUUCAGCCUAUGUUACUGUUGUAGCACAACACAAAUGACUAAUUGGGCAGUAAAAUUCUUAACUAUGCCUUACUUGAAAGUUAACAUAAUUUUUCUUCAACUAUUAGUCUAAAAUAACAUUUGCCCGGGAUAACAAUUGACUCUUGUAUGCACUAAUUAUUUGCGAGUAUUGUUUUAUUUGAUUUUCAUGUUAUCACAUUUUUAGGCUCACCCAUUUUUCAGACACAUCAACUGGGAAGACCUCCUGGCUCGUAAGGUGGAGCCUCCCUUUAAGCCUCUUUUGGUAUGUGUGUGUGUGUAUAUUAAAAAAAGAAAAAAAAACAUACUCUUUGCAGGCACGUCAUGUAGUUUGGUAAUGUUUGCAAGCUUCUUUUAUAGUGCAUCAGAGCAUUAAUUCAUGAUUAUUCCUGAUUGUGAGAAUUCUAAUGAAUUCAAGAUGAAUUUCAAAUUUAAGCCCAAACAGGGAAGCACUGCGCCGCUUCCAGUUUGACUGAUUUGGCCUUAAAUUUUACAUUUACUUAGAUUUUCCAGCGAUUCUCCCUUUGUUGAAUAACCUUGCUGUUGUGAUUUAACACUUACAGGGUUAAUUACUAAAGUGAAAAGUAAAAGUGAAUUUAAAAUUUAAGAAGCUGAAUUGGGAGCAAAAUCUUAAGCUAUGUUUUCACAUUGUUUUGAUUUUAAAUUUGAAAUUCACUUUUUCUGUAAAUUCUUACUUUAGUAAAUAACCCUUUUAGUGUUCUAACCAAUAUCUGGAGUUCUAUCUAUAGAUACAUCACAUAUAUCCAUGGCAUUUUAUUGUUUAUCCUUUGCUAGGUGUCUCAUAGUGUUUUAAAUAAAUAUAUAAGGGUACUAUCAAAGGUGCUGAUGGAAAAACAAAAUGUCUUUUGAAAGUCAGGAUCUGAUUUAAUAUUCCUUAAGCUGGUUGAUAGUUGAAAACCUGAAUCUGGUUUUCCAUCCAUGGUAAAAUCUCUGAUUACAAUUUAAUAGCUGGAAUAAAAAGGAUUUGCAAAAGCAAUUACUGUUUUGGCAGUUGCCAUUUUCUUCCCACAAUUCCUUGCCUUGCUUGCCAUGAAUUGCCCAUCAAUGUAAUUUUGCAGAAUAGACUUUUCUAGAAUUCUUGAAUGUGCAUCUGUAUUUGUACAAAUCAAGAAAUAACUCCACUAAUCCAAAGCACAGACAAUCAUAUCACUAAUAAGAUGAAUGUCAAGGGGAGAUGUGUCAAACCGUAUGUCAUGCAGCUUUGUUAGAUAACAUUUGUAUACCUUAAUAAAACUUUAUGGCAAUACGAUCAUUCACAAAUUAGAUCAACACUUUUUGAAUGGGGCCUUUAUCUUGUAUGCCCAGAUGUGGGGUCUAAAUUUUAGCCAUUGCCUAACACUGAUAAAUGUUGAUAGGAUAAUUGCUCUCUGCAGUCCCUAACAUGGACAAUGUCUGGUUUAUUAACUUAAAAGUGGUGAGUUUUUCAUUAAAAUAAACUUGGAAAAAAAUUCCUCAACCUAGCUGUAGUUACUGCUUAACUUAAUUUCCAGGGUGCUACCGUUGGCAAAUAUAGCAAAGGGGCGAUAGUGGAAGUAUUCCUUGAGAGCCCUGAUUUUUUAUUUUUUUUUGUUUUGUUUUUUGUUAAACCACUCAAAUAAUUAGACAUUAACCAGGUCAAUGGCUUCCAUUUGCUAUUUAAGCACGCUCAUUGUAGUGGUUAGAGAGUAGUGACCAUUUAAGCUAGCGGUGCAAAGUUUACAGUUGCUAUCUCUAAAUGUGGACGGUGGUUGGUUUUACGUACCUCUUAUUCUUGCCUGUGAAAUUUUUACUCUCUUAGGAAAAAAGUCUGACUCAUUGCUUGGUCGUAUGUAAAAUAUAUGUAUAAUCUGCCUUUAUUGUCUUUUUAAGCAAUCUGAAGAGGAUGUGAGCCAGUUUGACUCAAAGUUUACACGUCAAACACCUGUGGACAGUCCGGAUGAUGCCACACUCAGUGAAAGUGCCAACCAAGUGUUUGUGGUGAGUAAAACAUUUAAAUUGUGUUAAGGUGUUUUUUUUUUUUCAAAUCCAAUUAAACAUUAGUGUCAUACAUUUGUUCGGUAACAAAUCACAGGUGUAAGAAAAUAUGAUGAUGUAAACCAAUUGGAAUAAAGAGUAUGCAACUGUAGACACUGCACAUUUUUGUCCCUGCAUAAGUUAAAGUAUUACAGUAAUAUACAAUAUGCAGUAAUAAAAAUUUUAUUCAAGGCUCUCAUCCUUUGUGAAUGCAGUAUUUACCUUAUUGGUGAUAUCCUAAGGUAUUAGACCAGUGUUGGCCAUGUGUUUUCUUUAUGACUGGCUGUAUCUCCAUCAGUGUCCCUUUAAUGUAAGAAUUGACUUAGAAUUUUGUGAAUUGCGUUUCUUAUGAUACUUCACCAGUUUGGGUAUUUUGCAAACAGCUUGUGAACUUGUUUGGCAGUUUUAACCAUCAUUUGUGUAAGUUACUGCAGGCGCCCAAACCUUUCCAAGCAUUUCUACUGCGAUACAUACUUUAAACCCAUACUAUAUGCAAAAAUCUGGUGACUCAUCCACUUUCUGUAGUAGCAUGAUAUAUAAAGAGCAUUACAAUACUGAACAUACAGCAGUGCAUGUGUCCCUGUGUGGAAUUAUGAAGAUCUGUAUAAGGUUAAUGAGCAUUGGUAUACAGCAAAAUAGCACAUAUGAAAAUGUAGUAACUUGUUUGCAUCCCUCUAUUCCACCUUUACAUUUUAAGUUACUGUUCCUUAUUAGUUCAACACUGUGAUGUGACAUUGCAGUUACAGCUGUAUAUAAAUGACAUAAUUAUCUAGAUUGUCAGUCUUAAGUGAACAUACUGUUUUAUUUUUUUUAUUUUGUUUUACACUGAGCUCACUCACUGUAUGGAUAAGUAACAAUCUGCUUAAGUCUCCAGCCAACAGGUUGAAGCUGUUACUGUUUCACUGAAAUUAAGAUAUUUUCACACUAACCUCUAAUCUAAAAGACCUACAAACUUCAAACUCCUAGCACUAAAAGACCCCAGACCUACCUCCCCCAACUGUAUCACACCACUUAAUUGUUUAUUAUGAGAACAUGGCACAUAUAAAGAUAUCAAUAUAGUGUCAUUGUAACUGCAAUUCUAAACAAAUCAUAGCUGGUGUUAGUCUGGGCAGUGUCUAUAACUGCUGUUGCUAAAGUACUGUGACCCACAGCUUCUUAACACAUUAACACCAGUGCCAUCAUAUUAUAUCUGUUCAGAGAUGAAGCAACUGGAGAUCUGUGGACUGAUGCACAAUGUGUGUUUUUCUCAUGGUCUCAAAGAAUCUCAGUUCAUCUCCGAGCUGAGAAUUCUAAACCGAGGGGGUGGUGGGUGGCUAACAUAACUGAAAUGUCAUGUACAUUUUUACAGUUUUGAAUUUACAUAUGAAACUUGCCUCAGUAAAGUCAUGGUUUCCAGGUUUUUUAAAUCCAUAAAUGUGUCAAAACUGUCUGGGGGAAAAAAAAAAUUAAAAUUCAAAACACCAUGAAAAAACAUGAGCCUAAAGGUGGUAAAAAGAAAUAGGAUCUCUGGUUUUAAAACUCACAAACAUUUUCUCUUUCAGGGCUUUACUUAUGUGGCUCCCUCUGUACUUGAAAGCGUGAAAGAAAAGUUUUCAUUCGAACCAAAAAUUCGCUCACCUCGCAGAUUCAUCGGUAGCCCUCGGACACCUGUGAGGUAAUGGCACAUGUUCACUACGUAUAAUAGUUGGCAAAUACAGCUGAAUGUUCAAGAAUUUAUACAAGUCUAGUUUAGCCGCACAGUGGGGUUUAUUUACCAAAUUCAACGUUAUAACGAAUAUCUGAAUAGCAAAAUUUAUGGAAACCUAGUUGAUCUGCAGAACCAGUUAUUCUAUCUUUGGCCUAUACUUUCUUUUUUUUUUUUUUCUUAUUUGCUACAAUUCAGAGUAUAGCGAAUAAGCCCUGGAAAAACUAAGUGAUUGAUUUUUUUUUUAUUAUUAUUAUUUUUUUUUUUUGACCAUCUUAUUUUUAUUGAAAGAUUUUAAGAGAAUAAGUGAGUUUAUUGUAUUGUAAAUAUUAUCUAUGCACUACAUAAAGUGUAUGUAUUUUCUAAAGAAAGUUGUUUUGUGUUUUAAAAUAGACAACCUCCUCUAAUCUGCAGCACCACUUCACCACCUGGGAGAUCCUCCCAAAGGGGGAUCACAUGUCACUAGCCAAUCCAGUACUUCUCGUAGAGAUACGUUGAAACAUUGCUUUCUGCUUUGAGCAAGUGCUUAAGUAAGAGUACCCUACUGGCUGUAUGACAGCCUAGAAAAUUUGUUAAAAGCUCUUAUUUCUCUUGAAAUCAGUGCUUUUGUAAAGUAAGACAUAGGACAAUGUUGGCCCAUAAAGCAAGUCAGCAAAUUGAAGUAUUUUAGCGGUUUGGAGUGUUCCUAUAUAAUUCGACUGGUCAGCAAGUGGCUGUAUGAUCUCAACGUUCCAUGAGUGCCAAUCUCUGCUUUUUAUUGGAUAACAUUAAGAGGAAAAGUAGACUAAUAUUGUAAAAUUUACUUUUUUAGCCCUGUAAAGUUUUCUGCUGGUGAUUUUUGGGGAAGAGGAACUGCGGUUGGGACCACAAAUUCACAAGCGUCAUCUGAAUAUCGAGUGGAAGCAGGCGGAAUAGAACAAAUGGAUGUGACUGUAAGCGGAGAAGCAUCAGCACCACUUCCAAUCAGACAAUCCAAUGCUGGACCCUAUAAAAAACAAGCUUACCCAAUGAUGUCUAAGAGACCAGAGCAUCUACGCAUGAAUCUAUGACAAUGCAGUGUUUCCACAUGUAUUCUGACUUGUACAGGUGGUAAAGCAAAUGGAACAACAAUCCAGCUUAUGACAGAGCAAAAAAUUAAUUGGUUGGGACAGUCAUGAGUCCCUGUAAGUGAAAGCGAAAAAAAACGUGGAACCAGUUGCUGCACAGGACAGUAUGGAAAGACUAACCAUUUUUAAAAAAAAUAUAAAUAAUAUAUAUGUAUACACAAAUAUAUAUAUAUCAAUCAAUGGUGCAACAAAACAAACAAGAGUUAGGAUAAACACAUUAUUGAGGUGGAGAUGUGUUCCUUCCCUAUCAAAUUUGGAAAUCAACAGUAUUAGUUCAUUGGUAAAUUGAUCCUUACCCACCCAAAAAUGAAAAACAGAACUGGAAUUCAUUAUAUAAUGGCACAAUAUAUAUUCAAUAAAGAUUCUGGCAUGACAUGGGUUUAAAUCUAAACUAUUGCCAAAACAGAAUACUUGUUCUGCUUUGAGGUUUGAUUACACUUAAUUACAUAUGUGUAAUCUAAUGUUUUCUGUCCAUGAAUGUGAAUGAAAACUGUCCUUUUCUUAAAGUUGGGCUAUUUAAACCCAGAAACUAGUCUUCCAGUGUUUUGGCAGACUUGCAUGCAUCUGGGUAACUCCUAAAUCAUUGCGAUUGAUUUUUGAAAAUGCCCAUCAAUUUCUAGCAUACAAAUGUGCUAUAAGACUGUUCAAGUGCUUUAGGCGGAAAGUAAAUUUGAGCAUCUAAAGCCAAUUUAGACUUGAAAUGUAAUCAGGGCACUUGUAGUACCUUGAAUGUUUUGGAAGGUCUGAAGCUGCCUGGAAUGUGUCCUCUACUCUUGCCUUUAUUUUCUUCAUAUCCAACAAAACCUUGAUCUUGUCCUCCAAAUAGGGACUUUAAAUACUGGGACUUCUCAUCAUUCUGAUUUGUUAAAGUAUUACAUGGCCUUUAUACUCAUGUCUUCCAUUGUGAGGAAAAAGAAGUCUGAGGCUGAACGUUAGGGUUGUAAUCACACUGCUGGUGUGGUCAUGGACUCUGUGUCAGUGGCUUAAAGGUACAAAGAAAGAAAUAAAGGUAUCUUUACCUUGCCUUAAAAGCAUUUUCAUCAACAUAAUUUGGUGUAUUAAAUCCUCAUCACUGUAAAUUGCAUUACAAACAAGUCGGCCCUCUCAAGUUUUUAAAUAUCCUAUGGUGCAUUUCACACUUGUUUCUAUGAUCUGUGCCAAUGUUUUAAAGUGUAAGAAGGGAUAGCAAAAAAAGGAUAUUUAAAAACCUGUCUGUUAAGUCUGAAAUAGUUGAGAAGUAGGAUCCAAGCCAUAGAAAAAAAAAAAAUCCCUUAAAUCAGGGAAACCAAUUAACGAACUGUCACAUCAUUGGGUUUUAAUGAGGGACUGAUUAUGGCGAAUUGAUUGUGCAUUUUCUUAGCAGAUCUUAAGGACUUGUUUUGCAUUAUAUAAUGUGAGUCAGACAUUUUCAUUUGUGACUUGAAAUUUUAAGAAUCUCUAAUAUCACAGCAUAAUUAACUGUGGUCUUUGCCACCUGCUUACGUAAAAGUCAGAAUUCUGUAAAUUGCAUCUUUAUCCAAGAUGGACGUCAGCGUUACAGCAUCAUUUCUAGCGGUUCCUAUGACGAUUCAUUACCAAUACGUUGGGGAUUUGAAAAGCAAAGCCUUAAAAGAAGUUUCAGUAAUAACAUAUUUCAUUUGAUUAAAUAUAUAUGAAAACAUUAAUGUUUGUUCAUUUUCUUUUUCUGUGUGAAAUGCUAAGCAGCC